CCAACUCCCCAUGUCUGUCUCCCUGUUGCUGCUUCAGGAUGCAGAGAUCCGCAACAAUGCAGCCAGCUACCUCCCCCAGAUCAGCCAGCUCCUCAACCAUGUGCCUCGCCAGAUGCUGCUCAUCUUCAAGACCAACGACCUGCUCCGUGGCAUUGAGGUCGCCCUGGGCACCCGUGCCAGGGCCAGCUCCUUCCUCAGCAUGUCACGUUGCUGCAUCAGAGCGCUGGCCGCGCACAAGAAGAAGAACACCUGCUCGUUCUUCAGAAGGACCCAGAUCUCUUUCAGAGAGGCCUUCAGCUUAUGGCAAAUCAACCUUCAUGAACUCAUUCUGUGUGUGAAGGAGUUGAGGUUGGCCACCUGGGUCUUGGCCCUGCUUCGCCGGCUGUUGCCCACUUCAUACUGAGCGGACUUGCUGUCCCCUUUCCCUUUCCAGGGUGACUCUGUGGUGGGCAAGUGGACUUUCCACUCCUCACUCUUUUGUCAUGUCCCCAGCCAGGUACCCUGUUUCUGUCACAUGGUAACCUGGAGCCCCACAGUCACUGUCCAUGGCAGAAUUACACUCCGCCUCCAGAAUCCCUCUCCUACACUGCAGGGCUUGUCUCAUAGGCUGUGCAAGCUGUCCUAUGCAAGAGGUUGCUCUCCUUAUCCAGGGAGACGGCAUAAACAGUCUGUUUCCCACUCCUGGUGGGCGCCACUGGGCUGGAUGUCCCCUCUGGUGGGUGCCACUGAGCUGCAGGUCCCCCUACUUCCGGUAAUCAUUCCUACUGUCAGGAUGGACCACGAAUCCCACUGACUUCCUACAUGAAUUUCUCCAUUUAACUUGUGGGAAGUUGGAUUUUGUUGGAAGAGAGCACAGUUUCUGAGUUGCACGGAGCAGCUUCCCUCUCCUUGCCCUGUCAUUCCCAGAGGUGUUGCACCUGAGCAAGGUGACUUGGCAUCCGAGGCAUGAGUUCACGGCUGUCCUGGUGACCCCUUUGGUGUUUUAUGUACUGCAUUUCAAUAAAAACCCCUUCAGGGUCGCAGGGAAGGGCUUUGUUUGUGGGAUUUUUAUUCUAGAUUGGGAGUGAAUCCACACUGGCUGUUAGGUAAGAGUGGACCUGGAUGCCGUGGGCCACUGUGUUCUACUUGUCAUCUUGCCCCUGUCAUCCUUCCAGCCUUUCCCUGUGUGACCACUUCCUGCCCCUUGUAGGUGUUUCUUCCUUUCCAAGACUCUGAGACUGUGGUUGGAGGAGUUAAGAAGCCCAAGGCCAGGAACUCAGAGGCUCUGCUGAAGCCUCUGACUUGGGUUUCCCUGCGUUCUCACCACGUUCCCUGUGAGUGGGCACCUGCUUUGUUCUACUCAUUGCUUCCUGACUUAGCCCUUUGGUUCGUCAUUUGAUGCCCGUCCUGGAGACUGUAGUGUAAGCCUCAGCCACUGUGGCUAGGGUUCCACUCUGAAACCUCCCUGUCACCUAUCUGGACUCCAUGUUUCCACCUCUUGCCCACCUGCCAGAGUUGCCCUGCCCCCACUCAGUCAUCCGCUCCUGUUUCUGGGACCUCCCCGAACUCCUGCUGUAACUCCAGGUCCAUUGGCAGGUCCUACUAUUCCUGUGCUCGCGGACGGUCAUUGUAUUUGAGUCUCUCUGAUCUUACUUCACCCCAUUCACAGGGGCAGGAAACUGCUAAAUUUGAGUCUCCUCUUCUCUUUAUUCAUAAUACAACAAGCAGAUUUUCCACUGACCAGAGAUUAUUUGCAAUCCCUUUAUUUCCUGAAAGAAUUAAUUGUUCUUAGUGACCAGUUGGAUGCACCCAGGGACCUGAGAGAAUAAUUUGCAAGAUCUGUUAUUAAUCAUGAGGAUGCAUGCUGCAUAUUACAUUUUAUGGUGUCUUUUAUAGCCACAGAAGUAAAUAUAAAUGUUCAAGGUAAUGGUUACUCGCUUUUCACUUUUAGUUUAAUGGUCGGCUUCCUGCUGUCCUGGGAUCUAAAACAUCAGCAUGUUGCCAGUGGGCCCAGCACCCAGGACAGUUAACCAGGGAGAGUAAAGAAUCUGGGAGAGUUUGGGGUUUAGGGCAACUUAAAAGUAGGAGGGAAGUUAGCUGAUGAUUUUUGAGUGCCUUUCUCGGGGAGAAACCAUGCUGGGCUCUUUGUAAAAAAGUUACAUCAUUGAAUUGUUCCAUCAGCUCUGUGAGGGGGAAGGUCAUGAGAGGGAAGGGUCAUCUCCAUAGAGAUAGGAAUCAAGGCUCAGGGAGGGUUAGUAAUUUUCCUGAAGUCACACAGCUGUUAAGUGGGGGCCCAUGCUUUAUUUUUUAUUCCUCAGUGCUGUAGAUCUACAUCACACUCGCUCUUUGGCCUGUCAGA
Leptonychotes weddellii (Weddell seal) is the source of this 2338-nucleotide messenger RNA. NCBI's taxonomy places the organism in Eukaryota, Metazoa, Chordata, Mammalia, Carnivora, Phocidae. The record is from RefSeq and is a predicted model, not a curated record.